CGUUCGACAGCACGUGCUCAUCAAAACAAAACAGACAAACGUUUGCGGCGAAAAGUCUUGAGGUUUUUUUUUAAAACCAAAUCCCGUGAAUAACUCGCCCGCCGAAGAAACCAGAGGCAGUUAGAGGAGAGAGGAGAGAUGAUCACCUCCUCGUAAACACAGCGAGAAGAUAAAUUCGUCUUUACUGGAAUACUUACCGAGUUUUCGGCUUCUGAAAACAGCUCAAGAAGAUGAAGGAAGGAAAUGGACACAUCGUCACCCUUCCUGGCCAGAGAAUAUGCGAAGCAACAAGUAGUCAUGUGGCAGGGGAGGGAACUUACAUAUUCAACAAGUACAUCUACGCAUCCCAGGCUGGGAGGGUGAUUGUGGAGCCAAGAGGAGGUCUGCAGGUGGUGAAGGUGUCUUUGGGACUCCAAGGGACAGUAAUGCCAGAGGUUGGAAGUAUCGUCACAUGCCGAGUCCUCACAGUGAAUCCAAACCAGGCCUCCGUAUCAAUUCUCUGCGUGGGAUUCCAUCUGCUGCAUACUCCAGUGUCAGGAACAGUCAGGAAACAGAAUGUUCGUGAUCAUCAAAUAGACUUG
Messenger RNA from Penaeus monodon (black tiger shrimp), 581 nucleotides. Its product is annotated as exosome complex component CSL4-like. Gene Ontology annotation, biological process: RNA processing. Gene Ontology annotation, cellular component: cytoplasm; nuclear exosome (RNase complex). Gene Ontology annotation, molecular function: RNA binding. Lineage: Eukaryota; Metazoa; Arthropoda; Malacostraca; Decapoda; Penaeidae. The record is from RefSeq and is a predicted model, not a curated record.